GACAAAAGAGUCGACGAUUCAUCGCCUUUCUCUCUCUAGAAAAAAAAAAAAUUCAGUAAACCAAAAGCAGCCGGUCUGCAGUCUACUCACUUUCUCUCUCUAGAAAUUCCAUUUCAUCUCCUCACAGUUUCCCUUCAUACUUUUGUGCCUGAAACUAUAUUUUUCUUCAAUUUUCCUUCUUCCAUCACAAGUCUUAUCUUUUAUUCUCUUCUCAUAAGCUUUCAGAUCUCUCGGACAAGCUCUGAGACUGGUCCUUUGGGCGCUCAAAUCUCUCUCCCCGCCAUGGCUGGUCGCUACGACAGUAACCCAUUUGCCGAAGAAGAAGAAGUCAAUCCUUUCUCGCAGAAUCCUGGAAUUGUUGCUCCUGCCAAAAACUCAAGACUUUCACCUCUUCCUCCUGAACGUGCUGGUUUCAACUACGGCCUUGGCGACCCUGUUGACAUACCUAUCGAUGGAAAUGGAGAUUUGAAAAAGAGGGAGAGGGAACUCCAAGCUAAAGAAGCUGAAUUGAGAAAGCGGGAGGAGAUUGUAAGACGGAAAGAAGAAGCUGCCGCACGUGCUGGAAUUGUUAUUGAGGAAAAAAAUUGGCCACCUUUCUUCCCAAUUAUCCAUCAUGAUAUUGCAAAUGAAAUACCAGUUCAUUUACAGAGGGUGCAGUAUGUGGCAUUCACAACAUGGUUAGGACUUGUUCUUUGCCUUUUCUGGAAUGUAAUAGCUGUUACUGCGGCAUGGAUUAAGGGGGAAGGGGUAAAAAUUUGGUUCCUUGCAGUUAUCUACUUCAUAUCAGGGGCUCCUGGAUCCUAUGUCUUGUGGUACCGUCCACUGUACCGUGUUUUCAGGUCCGAGAGUGCUUUGAAGUAUGGAUGGUUUUUCCUGUUUUAUCUGGUCCACAUUGGCUUCUGCAUCUUUGCUGCGGUUGCUCCUCCGAUAUUCUUCAAAGGAAAAUCUCUCACUGGCAUUCUGCCUGCAAUUGAUGUUCUUGGUGACCAUGUUUUGGUUGGGAUCUUCUACUUCAUUGGAUUUGGAAUGUUCUGUCUUGAAUCAGUGCUGAGCAUCUGGGUCAUUCAGCAAGUAUACAUGUAUUUCCGAGGAAGCGGUAAAGCUGCUGAAAUGAGGCGUGAAGGAGCUAGAGGAGUCGUGAGGGCAGCACUUUGAAGCUAAAAUCUUGUAUGGAGAAGAAAAGAUGGUGGAAUUCUGUAUUUGAUAUAGGUUGUAAAUGCCCCUUUAGUUACAGGAUUUGCAGGUACAGAUGGUUUUGUUAGAGCCUUCAUUUUUUAUUUGUUCCGUAUUACGCCUGUUUCAUAGAUGAUUUUUAAGUGCUACCUGUGUUUCUAUACUGGAGAAUGUUUAGGAGGCUUGACACCACUGGCUUGCUAGAAACAUUAUGUUUUCUUCAUUUUUCUGUUUCUGAAAACUCUUAGUUCCAUCA
This is a messenger RNA of Pyrus x bretschneideri (Chinese white pear), 1429 nucleotides long. Its product is annotated as secretory carrier-associated membrane protein 3-like. Bases 283 to 1155 code for a protein of 290 amino acids. The transcript is spliced from 12 exons. Gene Ontology annotation, cellular component: recycling endosome membrane; trans-Golgi network membrane. NCBI's taxonomy places the organism in Eukaryota, Viridiplantae, Streptophyta, Magnoliopsida, Rosales, Rosaceae. The record is from RefSeq and is a predicted model, not a curated record. Gene Ontology annotation, biological process: protein transport.